UGCGUGCGGGCUGUUUUCUUUGGCAACCGAUAAUUCGUGUUUAGGCAGCGCUCAGAAGGUAAAAAUACACCGAAAGAAUUAACUAAACAAUCUUAACAAGUUAGUGUAUAGCGGAAUCAGAAAUCGUUUCAUCGUCCGUGAAACUUAUCUAGAGUUAGAUCUACAAACAGAACAAGAUGCAGUUUUUUCGAUAUCAGAUUCUCUGGUACGUGUUUUUGACUGCACUGAUGUUGGCCACUCAAAAUGUAAUGAGCCGAAAAACUAAAUGUGACGAGAAAUGCCUUGAUAUUCUCCGUAAAACUCGAAGAAAUCCGCCCCCCAGUACUAAAGUGGAAAUACACACUGGUUAUUGUAAGGCAAAAUAUGUUUGCCGAAAAGGAACUGAUAUAAGAGCUUGCAGGAAUGGGCAGUGGAUUGGAAGCAAAGCACUCAAGUGUCCAGCAUAUUGCGGCAAACCCGCGGACAUUCCACACGCCACAUUCUCUGGUUCCCGUUUCGGCGUCAACAAUAAAUUAAAGUACCGAUGUGAUCAAGGCUACGUACUCGAUGGACCAAAAAGAAGGAAAUGCGAAAAAAGCGGACAGUGGUCUCAGGCUCCUACAUGUUCACCACGAUCAUGUGGAAAACCUGAGGACAUUCCUAAUGCUAUCGUAAGCGGCUCAAGUUAUAACUACAUGGAUACUUUGAAUUACACUUGUUCAAAAGGUUAUCAACUUGAUGGGCCGGAAACGAGAACGUGUCUUCAUGAUGGGAAAUGGUCCAGUAGUCCGACUUGUACACAAAUCCGUUGUAGGAAGCCACGGCGUCUUGUUAUGCGAAAUGGAAAUGUCACUACCUCUGACCCUGAAUACCUGUAUGGAGCAACCCUUGCGUUUGAGUGUAAUGAAGGGUAUGAGUUACGAGGCAGUGACUCUAUGACUUGCCUAAGAUUUGGUUGGAGUCCCAGGAGACCACCAUACUGCGCUAUAAAAUCUUGUCCAGAUCCUGGGAGACCAGAGAAUGGUGAUCGUUAUUAUCAAGAUCGAUAUUUUAGAGUUGGUAGUACAGUGCGGUUUUCCUGCCAGUCUGGUUUCCAAUUGUCUGGCUCAAAGGAAAGGACUUGCAUGGAGAAUAAAGAGUGGAAUGGAACUUUGACCACAUGUCAGGAUGGAAAUACCAACUGUCCCAUUUUGGGUACCCCAAUAAGUGGACGUAAAUACGGCAGCGGAUACAACAAAGGAGACAUUGUGUCAUUCGAAUGUAAACGGGGGUUUGUUCUUAAGGGUUCUGCAGUGAGAAAAUGCUUAGAUAGCGGAGCUUGGAAUGGCACCGACGCAAUUUGUCGAGACGAGUUCGAAGAUCGUUUUAAAGGUGUUAACGUCACUGCCUACAAUCUUCGCAAAAACCUGCUUGAUCCUUUAUCAGAGUACACAUGUAACAGUGAUAACAGCACUGGAUGCAACAGGACAAGUAUUCGUGGCAUGGAUUUCAGAGGCAGAGCCAUUAAUUUGAACUCAAGGGGUGGCUUAGAUCUCGUGUUCGUCAUCGAUGCGUCUAGCAGUGUAAGAAAGCUGACUGAUUUCAAAAAUGGUUUGGAGUUUGCAAAAGAGCUGGUUAGAACCAUCGGGACCAGCAAAAGAAAAGAUGGAACGCGAGUAGCAGCUGUGACCUUUGGGACGGAUGUGAAAGUUGAAUUUAACUUAGGAGAUGCUAACGUCGACACAAUGGAUAAAGCAAUCAAAGCCAUCGAUGAGAUAAUCUACAUCGGGGGGGCUACAGCGUCGGCACUUGCGUUACAAGAGGUCAGAGAUGUCGUGGUGCCGCUAGCUCGUCCAGACAGUCACCGCGUGUUGAUGUUCAUCACAGACGGAAUGUCUAACAUAGGGGGUCCACCUAAAAAGUUAGCGAAGUAUCUUCGUGAACAAGAAAACUUUGAGAUCUAUGCAAUAGGAGUCGGUAAGAAAGUUCGUAUUCGUGAACUGAUGGAUAUAGCCUCACCUGAAGCGGGCGAUAAUCAUGUGAUCCAUGUCAAAGACUACGACAAUCUUCAGAAAGCCAUCAAGAGAGCGACUUACGUCAAGAUCGAUUAUACAACCUGUGGUGUAAGUCCUGUUGAUCUGAGGGCGAGAAUGGUCGGUGGCAAGAAUUCGAGAAGAGGCUGGUGGCCCUGGCAGAUUGGACUACGUAAGAUUAACUCAAAAGCGGAACUUGUGCUUAUCUGUGGUGGCGCACUGAUUUCUCGUCGCUGGGUUCUGACGGCUGCACAUUGUUUUUACCACCGAGAUUUUCGAGGGGCUCGUGUUCUCGACAAUUUGUCCAAUAAGUACCAAGUGACAGUGGGUGACCACCACUUGCGGAGGGAUGAAAAAUCUCAAAGUGAAGUGGCAGUGAAGAAGAUUUUUGUUCAUCAAGAUUAUGUUGAUAACAAAAUCACAAAUGACAUUGCUCUGGUCAAACUCGACGAGGAAGUGAAACUUGGCCCCUUUGUACGGACAUUGUGUAUUCCAGAAAAGGAUGAAGGUGAUUUGGCAAUCCCUAAAAAGUACGGUAUAGCAACAGGAUGGGGUGUAACGCAAGCCCUGAAACCCUUACAAGUCCCCAAAGAACACAAACGCUACUCAGACCGUCUUCAAUACUCAGCCUUCACAAUUCAAAGCGACCAACUGUGCGCUAACAAAUCAGCGGGAUUUUUUGUUAACUCCACAGUGACGUUUUGUGCCGGGGAUGGAAAGGGAGGAAAUGAUACUUGCCAAGGUGACAGUGGAGGAGCUUUCGUCCGCGAGGCAAAAAGAGGAGACGACUUCCGUUGGGUGGCUACUGGGCUGAUCAGCUGGGGAGAGGGCUGCGCACAAAAGGAUAAGUAUGGAUACUAUACCAGGGUGUACUCAUUUAUUGAUUGGAUAAAGAAAACUAUGGAAGACAACUCAUAGGAAAAUGACUGAACUUCUUCAAUACAUGUUCGAGUAUCUUUUUACUGAUUAGUAGUAUAAAGAGUGUCUGUUCUCCUGCGAAAAUCGUUGCUUUACCAUUCUCAGAGUUACUUUGAUGUCUGAUUGAGGUUUUUGCUUAGAAAGGCCGUGCUUUUGUAGAUUAAUGUGCAGAUUGAUAGUUUGGUUUUUUUCCUUUUUUUUUUUUUUUCGUUUUGUAGUCA
Molecule: messenger RNA, 3130 nt
Organism: Pocillopora verrucosa
Lineage: Eukaryota; Metazoa; Cnidaria; Anthozoa; Scleractinia; Pocilloporidae
Source: RefSeq, a predicted model, not a curated record